Molecule: messenger RNA, 931 nt
Organism: Zophobas morio
Lineage: Eukaryota; Metazoa; Arthropoda; Insecta; Coleoptera; Tenebrionidae
Exons: 2
Coding region: 79-840 (253 amino acids)
Source: RefSeq, a predicted model, not a curated record
AUUUUGUUCCGUAUAUAAAUAGUAACACUUGACGGUUUCUUCCAGUUAAUAACAUUCAUUGAAGACAGGUGUAUUAUUAUGAAUCCUUUUGCUGUUAUUUUUGCAAUCUGCUGUUUGGCAAGUGCACGAGCACGACCUACUUAUGGUCACGGUGGUACCUCGCAGCUCGAAGGAGUACCCAACGACUCUCAUUACGGAAAAUUGACCUACCCUCACUAUGAUAUCUUGGAAUUGGGUAGUGAGAUCAAGGGCAGCCUGCCACCAGCAGUUGUAGAAAUCACCAAAAAGGUCGUCAUUAAAGAACCGAAACCGUACCCCGUCAAAGUACCAGUUCCUGUACCUCACCCAGUUGAAGUCGCUAAACCAUAUCCCGUCGUCGAAACGAAAAUCAUAAAAGUGCCACACCCAGUACCAGUCGAAGUGAUCAAGAAAAUCCCAGUACCCUUCGAAGUACCCAAACCCUUCCCCGUACCCAGCGAAGAGUUCAAAGCACCCCAUUUACAAGCGCCCGUAUCUUCGUACGGGGGCAGUUUCUCUGGACACGACCAGUUCGGACAUCAGCAAGCCGCUGAAGUUCAUGAAGAAAGCCAAGACGGAGGCGGCUAUAGCGGCGGUUACGAUGGCGGUUACGGAGGUGGUUACGAAGGUGGUUCCGACGGUGGUUCCGACGGUGGUUAUGGAGGAGGGUUUGAAGGGGGUGACAAUGGAGGUAGUUACGCCUCCGCCGAUCAAUCUCAAUCCUAUGGAUCGCACGUACAACCUGAGCAAUAUGGAUGGGUUCCUGUUCAAAUGAUACAUGAUGCUGGGGAAGCGCAGCAGAUUGAAGAACAUCAACAAUAGGGUGUCGUGAUAAACCAAAAAUUUUUUGUUUUUUUUUGUUGUUUGUUGUGUUGUGUUUGUUGAGUUUUGUUAAUAAAUUUUUUUAUAAUAA